Messenger RNA from Drosophila subobscura, 667 nucleotides. It is a transcript of the gene ND-20L, whose product is annotated as NADH-quinone oxidoreductase subunit B 2. Gene Ontology annotation, biological process: electron transport coupled proton transport; aerobic respiration; mitochondrial respiratory chain complex I assembly. Gene Ontology annotation, molecular function: quinone binding; NADH dehydrogenase (ubiquinone) activity; 4 iron, 4 sulfur cluster binding. The record is from RefSeq and is a predicted model, not a curated record. The transcript has a single exon. The coding region runs from base 5 to 640 and encodes 211 amino acids. NCBI's taxonomy places the organism in Eukaryota, Metazoa, Arthropoda, Insecta, Diptera, Drosophilidae.
CAGAAUGUUUGGCUCCCUGAAAGUGUAUAAAAAUGCACUUAUGCUGCUGCCCCGUGCACCAGCUGCCAGCUCUCUCUUGAUUCGUGAGCAGAAGACCAUGCCGGUGUACGAUGAUGUCCGUAAGAAGCCUGCCAAGCGUGGCUACUCACCGUUUGGACGGAAUCAGAACUCCUGGUCGGAGUGGACGCUGGCUAGGAUGGACGAUCUGCUGAACUGGGGCCGCAAGGGGUCCAUGUGGCCUAUGACCUUUGGCCUGGCCUGCUGUGCCGUCGAAAUGAUGCACAUUGCAGCCCCUCGCUACGACAUGGACCGCUUCGGCAUGGUCUUUCGCGCCUCACCCCGUCAGACGGACGUGAUGAUUGUGGCCGGAACGCUGACCAACAAGAUGGCGCCAGCGCUGCGUAAGGUGUACGACCAAAUGCCCGAGCCACGUUGGGUCAUCUCCAUGGGGAGCUGCGCCAACGGCGGCGGCUACUAUCACUACUCCUACUCUGUGGUUCGCGGCUGCGACCGCAUUGUCCCAGUGGAUAUCUACGUGCCGGGGUGCCCGCCCACUGCCGAGGCUGUACUGUACGGCCUUUUGCAGUUGCAAAAGAAGGUUCGCCGCAUGCGGACCCUCCAGAUGUGGUACCGAAAGUAAACCGAUCCAAUGUAAUGUUAGAAAAAG